Lagopus leucura (white-tailed ptarmigan) is the source of this 2810-nucleotide messenger RNA. RefSeq names its product chromosome unknown C16orf96 homolog (gene CUNH16orf96). The record is from RefSeq and is a predicted model, not a curated record. The transcript is spliced from 12 exons. Bases 54 to 1565 code for a protein of 503 amino acids. Lineage: Eukaryota; Metazoa; Chordata; Aves; Galliformes; Phasianidae.
GUAACGGCGCUGUGACCUCAGCCCGCCGGCCCGGGCCGGGUGCCGGAGGCGACAUGAGCGUGGCGGUCACGUUGGCGGAGCUGGCGGAUGUCGCCUUCCGCACGGCCCGUGGCUGCGGUGUCAACGCCGGCGCCCUGCAGCUCCUGCUGCGCGGGCUGCUGGAGCACCUGCGGCUGCAAAAUGCCGCCACACACCUCUCCGAGGACGAGAGGGGCCUCCUGCAGCCCGAGCUCAGCGCCAGGCCCCCCAUUCUCCUCCAUCCGGGCCAUCCUGGCGGGUCCCUGGGUGUGACAGAGCUGCCGAGCUCUGGGCAGGGACCUGGCACGCCGGCCGCUGACACGGAGCAGAUGGUGCAGCUGAGGAAGAGGAUAGAGGUGAUUGAGGAGGGGAUGACGAAGGUCACAGACACACUACAGGAGGUGCUCACCAACACCUGCUCCCUGAAAACCACCAUCCAGGCCUUCCAGGAAGAGCUGCAGCUCCUGAAGGACAGUUUCCAGAAGACUGGUCUGGAGGAGCUGCGAGAGCAGGUGAUACAGCAGGACAAACACAGCCACCUCCUGCAGAACAUCCUGAGCCAAAUGGUGGAGGUGCGGCAGCAGCUGAGCUCCUUCCCCUGGCAGACCGGAAUGCUGUGCUCGCUCUGCAGGCUGCCUGCUGGUGAGAAGCUUUCCAGCCAGGACCUCAUCCCUGAGUCCUCACAGGAGCCAGCUCUCGAGGCCCCAUGCAGGCUGAGCGGGCUGUUGGAGCAGCACGAGAGUGUGGAGACCUGCAUCACCUGCAGCAAGAGCACGCUUCAGCAGCACGCUGGCCUGGGGACCUCAGAGGAUGUGGCCACGGAGAAGAUGCAGGGAGAAGGGUCAGAUUUCGGCAGGGAGGUGCUGAACCAGGUGGGACAGCUGCAAGAGCAGUGCACAAGACUCCAGGAGGCUGCAGAGCAGCUGUGGGGUGACUCCAAGGACACUCAGGCACAGCGGCAGCAGACUUGGAGGCUCAGCAAGCAGUGCCACUGCCAGAGACCUUACUUUGACACCAGCAGUGCCAAUAGACUCAAGAGGAACCUCUUUGAUCCCAUGAAGUGCAUCUCCUGUGACAGACCUCUGGCCGCAGCCCCAAGGCUGCCUUUGGUGACAGUCCGCAAGGCCAGUGCUGGUGGCUCCGACUGCCUGGCACAGCAGCUGCCAGGAAGGGAGACCGAAGGGCGCAACCAGAUCAGCCAGGGUCCCACAGCUCCCACCAGGCCACCGUCUGCCUCCAGCUCCCUCACUACCAUCUGUCCCUUCGGAGUCCCUGCAGACCUCACCUACAACAAUGUGCUGCCAUGCGGACAAGGAUGGUCUCCUCAGCGGGUCGCUGGCCGGCCUCUGCUGGCGGCAGCAGGAUGGCAGGUGUAUGAGCUGGCUGCGGGUGGUGUGAGUGUACAGCAAGGGGCUUCAGGGAUUGGAGGGGUGGGGGCCAUGCUGCCCCAGCCUCUCCUUCUCCCUCACAGCCUCUUAUCACAGCAGGGUAACACCAUAUGCCAUAAAUCUCUCUCCUGUGCUGCCUGGGCUCUGUGUGGUUCCUGAGCAUACAGGGCAUCCUGGGGGAGGACCUUGCAGAGGUCCUGGUGCAGCCUCUAGGAUGGGGCAGUGCAGGUGGUUCCUGCCCCAUUUUAGCCCCAGCCAGGUGUGUGCUGCUCUCCCCACAGCGCUUUGAGAUGUUUCCCCACAGGGAUGCUUCUGGAUCAUGCUGAGUCCCAGUGAGCUCUCUAACCAGUCCACAGGUCCCUGGUUAGCCCUGGGCUGGAGCAUGUCUCCUACAGAGGCAGGCUGAGGAAGCUGGGCUUGUUAAUCCUGGGGAAGAGAAGGCUCUGGAGAGACUCACUGCAGCCUUUCAGUAUAUAAAAGGAGCUUAUAAGAAUGAUGGACUUCUACAGGGCUCUGUAGUGACAAUGAGCAGCAGUUUUAAACUAAAAGAGGGGACAUUUAGGUUGGAUAUAGGAAAGAAGUUUGUCACGCAGAGCACAGUGAUGCCCUGACCAGAGUCAUGAGUGCCCCAUCCUUGGAGAUACCCAAGGCUGUGGAUGGGGCCCUGGGCAGUCUGAAUUGGUGGGAGGUGUUACUGCCCAUGGUGGGGUUGGACUGGAUGUUCUUCACAUCCCACCACUGCUGCAAACGAAGCAAAGACACUGGGUUCAAAGCAGAGCAUGUAUUGCAAGCAGCUGCGACAUGUCCAGAGAGACUUGCAGCUGCCAGAAGAAAAGAACAGAGGGGUUAAAAAUGAUCCCAGUCUGUAGGGUUACACUUUGUCAUGCAGAAAGCCCCAGGGCAAACCCCAUCCCAGGAAGGUGAGGGGAUGUUGUGUGGCUCACCCAGGGCUCCACAUCUGCCCCCGGGGCUCUGUGCCUGCCUCAGCCCUGCUCACCCCCAGCACAGCAGUACAGGGUGCAGGAGCAGCCCUUGCUCUCCUUCUUCUCCUCAUGAAGAACCAAUAUGGGGUAUCUGCCCCCCAUCCUGCCACAUGAGGCCAAAGGAAGGGGGCACUUGGGCAAGGUCUGGCGCAGGGACCGUGAAGAAGGAGCCUCUUCCUCCAUAAGUGUUACUUGCAUGCAAAUUCCAGUGUCCCAAAGGAGGGGGCUGCACCCUCCCCGAGUCCAGGCAGAGGCUGGCAGCAGUCUGUCCCACGCAGCCUCCCGCUGUCCCUGGGGAGCUCUGCUCAGCUCUAGGACAAGUAAAAACUACUUCAAACCAAACCCAUGCAAGGCAGCUAUUUGCUCAUGUGUCUCUGUGGCUGCCAGACCCCCUGGCAGCAGUUUCUCUCCUCUUUGGGGA